Molecule: messenger RNA, 1110 nt
Organism: Fonsecaea nubica
Lineage: Eukaryota; Fungi; Ascomycota; Eurotiomycetes; Chaetothyriales; Herpotrichiellaceae
Exons: 2
Coding region: 1-1110 (369 amino acids)
Biological process (GO): phospholipid metabolic process
Molecular function (GO): phosphatidate phosphatase activity
Source: RefSeq, a predicted model, not a curated record
AUGGAUCAGGAUUACGGCGGCCAUCCACAGCAGAAAUAUCGUUAUCGACCACGCAUGCCGCUUGCGUCACGCAUCAGGUCUUUUGCAACGGCUUUGAAACCAGAAAAGACAACACUUCCACGGCUUGGACAGUAUUCAAAGGCUUUCUUCCUGGACCACUGGCUCGAUGUUGUUUGUGUCCUUACCAUCGCGGGCAUUACGGGUGCGAUUUGGAUCAUUCCUACCCGUCCGCCUCAUCUAUUUCCACUCCUUACCCCUGACGGUGCCACUUAUAAUCCCUUGAUCGGCUAUCCGUAUGUGUCGCCUAUAUUCUCCUCACUUCUCACAGGUCUUCUCUGCGGCCUCAUGCCUCUUGCAGUGAUUUUGCUCUCUCAAAUCUUCGUCCGGUCCUUCGCAGACUUCUCCUCUGCUACUCUGGGCCUCCUAUAUUCACUGGUGACGGGGACAUGUUUCCAAGUCAUUCUGAAGAAAUUCAUUGGGGGACUUCGACCACAUUUCCUAAGUGUCUGCGUUCCGGUAGUGCCAGACAGGCUGAUCGGAUCUGGAUACAACAGGAUGAUGUACCGUGCAGGAGAUGUCUGCACAGGCAACCCCAAAGACAUUGACAACGCGCUACAGUCAUUUCCGUCAGGACACAGUGAAAUUGCGUUUGCAGGGAUGGGGUAUCUCUCGAUCUAUCUUUUCGCCCAUCUUCACAUCGGCGACGCCUCUAGACCUGAAAAAAGGGGGUUCUGGCGCAUGAUUUUGGUGCUCAUGCCUAUCCUGUUUGCGACUUACAUCUCGAGCACGCUCGUCUUGGGACACCACCACUUUGCGCACGAUUGCUUGUUCGGUGCGGCGAUUGGCUGUCUGACCGCGGUAUUGGGGUACAGGAUUGCCUUUAGAGGGUUGUUCGAUGCGAGGAUGAAUUGGAGACCCAGGGUGGGGAGAAGAUUGAGGAGGGUAGUGGACGCGGAGUCAGAGAAGGGAAACCAUGUGGGAUCGGAGAGGGAGUCUUGGACUGAUGGCACAGCGGUCGACGUCGAAUCGAGGAGGUCGACUCGUCGUGGGCGAGGCACGCGAGGCGAGAGCCAGACAGGGAAUGAGCCAGAGAUGGAUCCUCGCAAUUGA